CGCGGAUUCACAGUCGGAAAGGUCGGGAUAGAAAUCGAAAAAAGUUUUUUGUUUAGAACCGGCUCCCAGUGUUUCGGUUCCUGGAGGUCAUUAGCCAGUUGUGUUAACGAUUCCCUUAUCGAUACCUGUCGGUGCGCAUGACGUCACCACGUACGACUUGGAAGCGGCAUAAAAACUGGAGCUGUUCACGAGAAAGGAUGACAACAGGGCAAGUUGCAAUAUUUGCAAAGUGGAUAUUUUCAUCAAAGAGAGGAAAUACUACUAAAAACAUUAUGACACAGAGAAUGUGAAAAAUUUGAAUGAAUGACGCUUUUUUGAUCCCGUUUGACGUGGAAGUGAAUCGCCACCAGCAGCAACAGCAGCAAUGUCAGCAAUGUUAAUGCUGCAGAUGUCAACAGUGUUUGCACCUGACAUCUCCUUGGUCCUUCGAGCCGGAUCCCAACACGUCUGACGAUUCCAGCCUGACGUGGCACGGCAUCCGGAAGUGACGUCCCCUCGUCAUCAUCGUUUUGAUCUCCAUCGCCCCUGCUCUCACUCUCACAUCCUCCAGUGCCUGCCGGGUCACACCGACUCACAGGCAGGUUUCGGUCCAGUCGCCAUGUGGCUUCUUGUGCUGUUCGGUGUUCUUCGGUACGUGUCGUCCUACGAGGUGGACGUCAACAAGAUGGACGGGCUGGCUCGAGCCAGAGUGGAGUCGUGUGGUGGAUGACAACUGAACAGGCUCAGGGAGGUCAAAGCCUUUGUGGUCCAGGACAUUCCUCUUUACCAUAACCUGGUGAUGAAACACAUUCCUGGGGCCGACCCUGAACUUGUCCUCCUUAAUCAUUACUACGAGGAGCUGGACAGGAUCGCUUUGUCUGACAUGACCCGCUCUGAGAUCAACGAGCUGCUGGCCAAGUUGGGCUUCUACAAGAAGGCCGAGGCAGACGAGGAGGUCCCGGAAGAGUUCCGCUUCUCCCCCGCCAAAGACAGCCCGUUCGAAAAUGAGCCGGCAGCACACAAGCCCGCCACUGAGAACACCUCCUCCUCCUCCACCUCCUCCUCCUCCUCCUCAGAACCUGACUCUGAGGCCAAACACACGGACCUCUAAUGCUGUCCGAGACACGUGACUGUUGCUAAACCAGGCCAGCAGAUCCAGAAUCAGGACUAACGUUUUGCUACAGACGUCAAAAUCAGCGGUCUGGCCUCCUCACCUGUGCACGCUUCUCACCCGCCAAGAUACAGAAUGACGCCGCAGGUUAAAAAUUUGCCGAUUGGCCUGAGGUUGAUGCCACACGUACUGGUGGGUGGGCUGCUACACACACCUUACCACUGGAAACCAAUAAAAUGGUUUUACACCAA
Nerophis lumbriciformis (worm pipefish) is the source of this 1341-nucleotide messenger RNA. RefSeq names its product selenoprotein M (gene selenom). NCBI's taxonomy places the organism in Eukaryota, Metazoa, Chordata, Actinopteri, Syngnathiformes, Syngnathidae. The record is from RefSeq and is a predicted model, not a curated record. Gene Ontology annotation, molecular function: oxidoreductase activity. Gene Ontology annotation, cellular component: endoplasmic reticulum lumen.